AUGAACGCAAUAAACGUGAAUUGGUUGCAUUCUGUAGAAGGAGAAUCGUUAAUGCAUCACUUUUAUGUAAAUACGUCGAAGAAGAGGAGAUUUUACGGUAUUCUCGAAAGACCACCUUUACCAUCUUCGAUAGAAGAAGUUACAUACAAAAUUUUUAUGAUCGGUAGAUCUGGGGUAGGAAAAACGUCGGUCGUGGCACGUCUCGCUGGAACAUUAGAGUCCAGUAAUUAUGCGGAAACUAACGGGAUAAAAAAGACGAAUGUAUUUUGGCCAGUUAAGAUAUGGGACAAAGUUGUGUUGUUUAAAUUACAGUUUUGGGAUACUUCUGAAACAAGUAUUAAAAAAUACAAUCACAUAUUGCCUGCUUGCAAAGAUAAAGUUGAUGCUAUAUGUUCAGUAUUUUCUUUCGACGAUGCAACAGGUUUUAAUGAUGUUCCAUAUUUGAUGAAUACUAUGGCAGCUAUAAAAGAAAAGCCAGCAAAUAUAGUAAUAGGAACAAAAUUUAAACCAUGGUCCAGUUCUACCAUAGAAGAUGCAAGGAUAAAAGAGUUUGAGGAUAAAUGGAAAGUUAAAGUUAUCAGAGUUGAUAUAAAUAAGCUUUCUACAAGGUCUGAAGUAUUUGAUUGUUCUUAUCAGUUGAAUGCUAUAUGUAAUAUUCUAUGGAAUAGAGAUAAAGAAUUUAUAUCUAAACAAAUGGGACAAAGUUGA
Molecule: messenger RNA, 708 nt
Organism: Habropoda laboriosa
Lineage: Eukaryota; Metazoa; Arthropoda; Insecta; Hymenoptera; Apidae
Product: REM2- and Rab-like small GTPase 1
Exons: 4
Coding region: 1-708 (235 amino acids)
Molecular function (GO): GTPase activity; GTP binding
Source: RefSeq, a predicted model, not a curated record